Schizosaccharomyces japonicus yFS275 is the source of this 1516-nucleotide messenger RNA. Its product is annotated as translation initiation factor eIF3h. Gene Ontology annotation, biological process: formation of cytoplasmic translation initiation complex; cytoplasmic translational initiation. NCBI's taxonomy places the organism in Eukaryota, Fungi, Ascomycota, Schizosaccharomycetes, Schizosaccharomycetales, Schizosaccharomycetaceae. Gene Ontology annotation, cellular component: cytoplasm; eukaryotic 43S preinitiation complex; eukaryotic 48S preinitiation complex. The coding region runs from base 104 to 1171 and encodes 355 amino acids. Gene Ontology annotation, molecular function: translation initiation factor activity; peptidase activity. The transcript is spliced from 2 exons. The record is from RefSeq and is a predicted model, not a curated record.
ACCUCCAUCCCACUUUGCAGUUGUUCUCACCGAUGCUAUGGGUCAGUACUACACCUCCAGAAAUCCUCCCCCGAACCAACCACAUCCCUAGCUGAGCAUAAAAAUGUCGGAAAUGGGCACUUCUAGAGUACUUGAAGAUUUGAGUACACCGAUUGCCACGGUUGAGCUUGAAUCGCUGGUGGUGUUGAACAUCAUCAAGCACUGCCGUGAGUCUUUCCCUAGUAUGGGAACAAUCGGUCAAUUGGUUGGUAUCGACAUUGACGGAGUUUUGCAAAUUAGCAACAGCUUUGCUUCCCCUGCCGUUCUCGACAAUGAGGAGUCUCCUGUCAGCAAGUCCGUCGCUGGAAAAAACCGCCAAGCUCACACGGAAAACAUGCUUGCUCGUCUUAAACAAAUUGGCGUUCCUAGCGGUCAUGCUGGUUGGUAUCAUGGUGCUUAUGUUGGCUCCUUUUUGAACAGCUCGUUUGUCGAGACACAAUUUGCCUACCAAAAGAGCAACCCCAACAGCAUCGCUCUCGUUUACGACUUGUCUCAGUCGACACAGGGUUCUUUGUUUCUUCACGCCUACCAACUCACGUCCGAGUUUAUGGCAGUGCACGCUGAGAAGACGUGGUCGGCCUCUUCGUUGACAAAGCACGAACUGAAGUCGUCGAAUAUUCUUCGUGAGAUCCCUAUCAUCGUUUAUAACUCUCACUUGGCUACUUGCAUGUUGCACUCGCUUAGUGAACCUGAAAUUCCCGAAACCACUUUCUCCACGCGGACGGAGGACGCUUUCCCUAAGCUUCCCCUUACGGAAACAUAUGCUGAUCUGGAGCUCACCUCGAACUCCUUCUACAAUAAGAACCUCUCGUUGUUGCUUGAGUCGAUUGAUGAGUUCCAUUAUGAGCAGGGAAACGUUGGAUUCCAUCAACGUCAAUAUGCUCGUGAGCAAACCAAGAUCCAACAAUGGAUCACUAAGAGAAAGGCCGAGAAUGCUACUCGUGCCGCCAACAACCAACCCUUGCUUGCUGAGGAUGAGUGGAAGCGUAUUUUCAAGGCUCCUACCGAGCCUCGUCUCUUGGAUUCUUUGUUGAUUACGGCACAAAUUGAGCAACACUGCAACCAAGUGCAAUCUCACAGUUCCACUUUCCUUUCAAAAAUGUUUGGUAUUCGUAAUGCUUAUUCUGCUUAGGGUUUAAUGGCAUUAGGUUGUUUCUGUACAUUGAGCCAAAUAAAAAGCGUUUGACAGCGGUUAAAUCCUGUGGGACUUUUUGCUGAGUUGAGGGGCAGAGUAGAGUGUUUUUCCGAGAGCGUUGCGAUGAUGCUAAGUAUUUUUUGCUAGAUAUCACAUGUCCUCAUUUCACCAUACAAUUUUACUCUUUCACUUUUGUGUAACUUGGGCAGUUUGAGCAACCUCAAAAAAGAACGCAUAAUUAUUAAUUUAAGUACAUAAAAAUGUCGAAUAAUUCUCUAUCACUUCAAUUCUUGCUUAAUUUCUGUAUAAUAAAUUAAGCUUUUCGUAAGCGUUUGUUUAGCU